Molecule: messenger RNA, 1998 nt
Organism: Artibeus jamaicensis (Jamaican fruit-eating bat)
Lineage: Eukaryota; Metazoa; Chordata; Mammalia; Chiroptera; Phyllostomidae
Gene: TMEM9B
Product: TMEM9 domain family member B
Exons: 5
Coding region: 382-978 (198 amino acids)
Biological process (GO): positive regulation of canonical NF-kappaB signal transduction
Cellular component (GO): lysosomal membrane
Source: RefSeq, a predicted model, not a curated record
AGGCUCGCUGCGGCCCCGCAGGGGUCGCAGGUCCCCCUCUGACAACCCAGACCAUUUCUCCACGGGCAGGAGAACUUCCCCGCGCCCGCUGCUUCUGCGCCCAAGAAAGAAAUCCUAGCGCCUCGAAGCUUUGCUGGGCCGAGGCUGUCCCCUAAAAGAGGGCCCCUUUGGUUCCCCGGCCCGAGAGAGGUCCUUGCGAGCGCCAGGACCGCGCAGCCUCGGACCCUUCGUAUCCGGAACAGUUUCCGGGGCGGAUGCUUUUCGCAGCUGACCCGGCGCGGUCGGUGACGCCAAACCCAGGCGGAAGUGCAGGCGGAGGAGCCCGAACCGGAGGGGUUCGCGGCGGGCUCCGGGCCUUGAGGGCUGCUGGGUUUGGCGGCAAUGGCGACUCUGUGGGGAGGCCUCCUGCGUCUUGGCUCCUUGCUCAGCGUGUCCUGCCUGGCGCUGUCCGUGCUGCUGCUGGUGCAGAUGUCAGAUGCCGCCAAGAAUUCCGGGGAUGUCCGGUGUAAAUGUAUUUGUCCUCCCUAUAAAGAUAUUCCGGGGCAUAUUUAUAAUAGGAACAUAUCCCAAAAAGAUUGCGACUGCCUUCACGUGGUGGAGCUCAUGUCCGUGCGGGAGCCUGACAUAGAAGCUUACUGUCUGCGCUGUGAGUGCAAAUACGAGGAGAGAAGCUCGGUGACGAUCAAGGUUACCAUUAUAAUUUAUCUGUCCAUUUUGGGCCUUCUCCUUCUGUACAUGGUGUACCUUACUCUGGUGGAGCCCAUCCUGAAGAGACGCCUGUUUGGACACUCACAGCUAAUACAGAGCGAUGACGAUGUUGGGGAUCACCAGCCUUUUGCAAAUGCCCACGAUGUGCUGGCCCAUUCCCGAAGUCGAGCCAAUGUACUGAAUAAGGUAGAGUAUGCCCAGCAGCGCUGGAAGCUUCAAGUUCAAGAGCAGCGAAAAUCUGUCUUUGACCGUCAUGUUGUCCUCAGCUAACUGAGAAGCAAAUUCAAGGUAACUAGAAAGCAACAAGGCAGACAACUAGAAAAAAAUUGACUGAGUUUUCCUGGAUUUUAUUUUAUACCCUGUUGAUUUUACCAACUCUUGCUGGGAAAUUCAAAACCUGAAACAGAAUCGUGCUUGGUGUUUUCUUUUGUUGUUAACAUCGUAAGAGACAUUUUUUAAAGCACACACCAAGUCAGCCAAUAAACCUUUUUCUCUUUGUGACUUUUACAAAUAAAAAUAAGUCUGCUUGUAAAUUAUGUCAAAGUCCUUCCCCUGGAACAAGCAUUCUUUUUCACCACACAGUUUUAACUUGGUUUUCAAGAUAAUUUUCAGGUGUUUGUUUUUGCUGCUGUUGUUUUUGGCAGGGGAGAAAAGAGGUGUGUGGGAACUGCUUAACAUAACUUUUCUCAAGUCACUUUACUAAAAAAUCUUUUGUAAAUAGACUUUACUUAUAUUUUCACGUUUCAUUUCUGUCUCGUGGUGUAGCCAGCCUCAUCAAAGCCCUUACCUGUCCCUUUUGAAUUUUGCACUGACUGUAUUGCCGAGGUAUCUGGUUGGCAUGUGGCCAACUUCGCGGUAAACUAGAUCCAAAAUGCCCGGUGGCUUGUCACACAGUGCAGAUUUUCUCUAAGUACUGUGGUGUGUGAUGUAAUGCAUCCUGGAACACACUGGCCAUUUGCUACUUCACUGUAAUGACUAACCAUAGUCUUGGCAUGUGUUGGCUUACUCAUCCCUUAUAUCUUUAAGGAUGAAUCCUAAGGACUUGGGUACUUGCAAUAAAGAACUUUUCUUUUAAAUCCAAGCCUUGCUGGAUUGAUGAUAUUUACAUGUUUGUCAGCCUUUUGGGUCAGGUUGAGAGGCAGCUGUUUGAGCUCCGGUGUGUGCAGCUUUGGACGAGCACCGGAGUUCCGUGUGCCUCCCUCUGAAAGGUGGAACGGUCAGUGGAUAACUGGCUUUUUCCUUCCUGUGUCCUCUUUGGAAUGGAACAAUAAAAAUAAUUUUUGAAACACC